AUGACGCACAAUAAAGGAGCCAAAAUCAAGGUUCCCGCGCCGGACAGAUGGCAGUACCCUGGAAUGGUCAGCCAAGAAGAUGACCCUUAUAUAACCUGGGAGCUACGACAUCCGGGCACUGAGAACUACGUCGGCGUCACUCCGCCCGAAUUCAUCAACGAAUUAUCGCAGACCCUUUGGGAGCAUAGCACCCCGGAGGACAGCAGAGUAGAUGGGAAUACUCGGAUCACGCAAAUCCCGGCGGCCAAGUCGAGCAGAGCAGACGGGUAUCCCUUCAACUACAUGAUUCCGACAGCGUGGAACAAGGGGACUGCGUGGUUCGUUCGCGGAGUCAGCAACGAUGACAAGGCACCCAUCUACCUGAUGACAGCGGCACACAACUUGGUCAAGCAAGUUUCUCGGAAGAUAGACGCCUGGGGACGCCCGCUGGAUAGGAGUGCCAUCAGCCAGGGCCUGACUUGGCCACCGGAAAAGCCGUGGCCUGACCGGGGCCUAAGUUUUCCACCCAUCAACAAGAAGUUUGCCCUGAAGACGUGGCCCUACAAAGGAAUGCUCAAGGGCCGGGCCCGCGCCGAUGCCGUUCUCAUUGUCUCUGAGAGACGAGAGACCUUCCUUAAGGAUCCUCACGGACACCGUCUCGAUAUCGCCGCUCUCCGACUGCACAAGGCCUUCCCUGGCGACUUUCCAUCCGACGUGCUCAGCGCUGCACCCUACAUUCACUCCCUGCCGCUUGGAUUCAAGACGCAUUCUAACGCGUUCUUCAUGGGAGUCGGUAUUCUGGGAUCCCUCGACAAGUUCAUUGAGAAGGGCGGGGUGUAUAUACUUCGGGAUCCAGCUCACAGAAACCAACAUGCGGCAGAAACCAACGCCAUGACCGUCUUUGACUUUCGCUCAUGGGGCACCAUCGAGUUACCCGAGUGGCCGGGUUAUCGUCCGUCUCUACCUGGCCUGGGUUAUGUCCAGCCAUAUACGUCCGAGGGCGUGGAGAUAUUCAACGGGACGCUCGUUCACCGACUUCCCAACAAGAGAAUGCGCCCCGGGGUUUCCAACGGACCGGGCAUCUGGGGCCUUGUGCUGAAGAAUGGCGAGGGUGAGGUGGUUGACAAGCUUGAGAUGGCCGUUUGCUGUAUGGUCAUCGAGGACGAGGAUCCCGUUGAGCAGGGCUCUUAUAAGAGCGGAGGCGCCAUAUUUUCAUCCACAGCCAUGGCGCCAGGCCCCAACAUCAAGGCAGCGGACCCGGCCGUGCUUCUGAGACAGCUGGGGGCGGAGGAUUUGAAAUGGCAGUCUGUCACGUUUGGCGACCACCAGUUAUGCAAUUAUCCCGGGAGCUCGCUGAAUAGGUAG
Molecule: messenger RNA, 1344 nt
Organism: Parathielavia appendiculata
Lineage: Eukaryota; Fungi; Ascomycota; Sordariomycetes; Sordariales; Chaetomiaceae
Exons: 3
Coding region: 1-1344 (447 amino acids)
Source: RefSeq, a predicted model, not a curated record